This is a messenger RNA of Auanema sp. JU1783, 1398 nucleotides long. NCBI's taxonomy places the organism in Eukaryota, Metazoa, Nematoda, Chromadorea, Rhabditida, Rhabditidae. The record is from the annotation of a GenBank genome assembly.
AUGGCCACCCAUCCAAUGACUGUAAUCAGAUCUCUUGAUUUGAACGAGAAGAAACGUCUGACACCUGAUGAUGUCUUGAAGAACUUAGGGAAGAGGAACUUCUACAUAUUGAGAACGAUUAUUGUUGGGAGUUUGCCAAUGUUAUGCUAUGCUGCGGCGAACUUGUCAUCAGCCUUCAUUGGUAAAGCAUGUGGUAACUGCACGGAAACACCUUUAUCAAUCGUGGAUGAGUUUCACUUAGAGUCCUUAUGGGUAGAUUCUCCUAGUUCAUUUUUCAUGAUUGGAAAUAUGAUCGGAGGCUUGAUAGUUUCUCAUGCAGCAGACAAAUAUGGUAGAAAACCAGUGUUUGCUGUUACGUAUCCUCUCAUGGCCAUAACAGGAGCUCUGUCUGCCUUUUCACCUAACAUUUAUGUUUUCUCUAUCUUACGUCUACUUCAAGGAAUCUUCUAUACGAGUUCAGCAUUAGCAAGUUGGGUGCUUUGCUAUGAGACGAGUCCUAUCUCUCUUCGCUUUUUCACAAAUGUAAUUUUUGGAGUUGCUUGGGUUGUUGGUUACUGUUUAGUCGGACCUUUGGCUUAUGUUUCAUUGACAUGGAGAUGGCUGGCGAUGCUUUGUAGUAUUCUGAACGUCCCAGUGUACAUACUCUGCUUAUUAUUCUUACACGAAAGCCUUCAUUUCCUUGCAUUAAACAACGAAACUGAAAAAAUACAGGAGUGGCUCGAGUUUAUGAGAGUCGAGAACAUAAAAAGUGAUCAGCUCGUUCGACCUGAUGGAGAGCCAGAAAAGAAAGGAUUGGGCAUGCUCAUGGAAUUGUGGAAGCACAAACAACUAAUGAUCUACACGUCAAUCCUAGUUUUUGUUUGGGUCGGCGAUACCUUUGUGUACUUUGCUUUAUCGCUGUUCAGUACGAGUCUUGCUGGUAAUGUCUACCUCAAUUAUGUAUUAUUGGGAUUAGUGGAGCUACCUGCUAGUAUUUGUGCCCCUGCUUUAAUGGAGAAAAUUGGCCGGAAGAAAGCUUUAAUAUUAGAACAUAUAAUCGCUGUCAUUUCUUUCACAACCCUUGUGUUUGUUCCUGAUGAUUCCACUCUUUGUCUUAUCUUAUGGAUGGUCGGGAAAUUCGGUACAAGCUGUUCUUUUCUCACACUUUUCGCCGUUGGCAGCGAAAUAUUUCCUACAAACAUAAGGAAUGUGUCAGUUGGUUUAUGUGAAACUCUAUCCAGAAUUGGAGGAAUACUAGCACCUAGAAUAACUCUUUUGAAAUCGAUCUCCUCGAGUCUUCCAAACAUAGUCAUUGGAAGUACUGCAAUCGUUUCUGCCCUUCUUAUCAUGCUUUUACCGGAGACUCACAAACAGCCUUUACCAGCUAGCAUAAAUGCCAUGAACUCCAAAAGGAGCUAA